AUGGCUCACUUCCAAGAGAAGUCACAUCUGAACUGGGUCUUGGAGGCCAAUGUGGAUGAGUGUGCCCAAGGGCUGGAUGACUGCCAUGCUGAUGCGCUGUGUCAAAACACACCCACUUCCUACAAGUGCUCUUGUAAGCCUGGCUACCAAGGGGAAGGCAGGCAGUGUGAGGACAUGGAUGAAUGUGACAAUGCUCUCAAUGGAGGCUGUGUCCACGACUGUUUGAACAUUCCAGGCAACUAUCGCUGCACCUGUUUCGAUGGCUUCAUGUUGGCUCAUGACGGUCAUAACUGUCUUGAUGUGAAUGAAUGCUUGGAGAACAAUGGCGGCUGCCAGCACACCUGCACCAACGUCAUGGGGAGCUAUGAGUGUCGCUGCAAAGAAGGUUUCUUUCUAAGUGACAAUCAGCACACUUGCAUUCACCGCUCAGAAGAGGGCCUGAGCUGUAUGAACAAGGAUCAUGGCUGCGCUCACAUCUGCAAAGAGGCCCCGAGAGGCAGCAUUGCCUGUGAAUGCAGGCCUGGUUUUGAACUGGCCAAAAACCAGAGAGACUGCAUCUUGACUUGUAACCAUGGAAAUGGUGGGUGUCAACACUCCUGUGAAGAUACUGCAGAAGGCCCCGAGUGUAGCUGCCAUCCACGCUACAGGUUGCAUGCUGAUGGGAGAAGCUGCCUAGAGCAAGAGGGUACCAUGCUGGAGGGGACGGAGAGCAAUGCCACGUCAGUGGCAGAUGGAGAUAAACGGGUGAAGCGGCGGCUGCUCAUGGAAACGUGUGCUGUCAACAACGGAGGCUGCGACCGCACCUGUAAGGACACUUCAACAGGCGUCCACUGCAGUUGUCCCUCUGGAUUCACUCUCCAGUUGGAUGGGAAGACAUGUAAAGAUAUCGAUGAAUGCCAGACCCGGAAUGGAGGUUGUAACCAUUUCUGCAAAAACACUGUGGGCAGUUUUGACUGCAGCUGCAGAAAAGGAUUUAAAUUACUAACAGAUGAGAAGUCUUGCCAAGAUGUGGAUGAAUGUUCUUUGGAAAGGACCUGUGACCACAGCUGCAUCAACCACCCUGGUACAUUUGCGUGUGCCUGCAACAGAGGAUACACUCUCUAUAGCUUCACCCACUGUGGAGACACCAACGAGUGCAGCGUCAACAACGGAGGCUGCCAGCAAGUUUGCGUCAACACAGUGGGUGGCUACGAGUGCCAGUGUCAUCCAGGGUACAAGCUCCACUGGAAUAAAAAAGACUGUGUGGAAGUAAAGGGCGUCCUGCCCACUAGCACAACACCCCGUGUGUCCCUGCACUGUGGUAAAAGUGGUGGAGGAGACAGGUGCUUCCUAAGAUGCCAUUCUGGCAUUCACCUCUCGUCAGGACUGCAAGAGGCUUACUCUGUCACCUGCGGCUCUCCCUCUCUCAGAAGCAGACAGCAAAAAUCAAAUGACUCUGCUUUUGGGGAUGUCGUCACCAUCAGGACAAGUGUAACCUUUAAGCUAAAUGAAGGCAAGUGUAGUUUGCAAAAGGCCAAGCUGUCUCCCGAGGGCCUGCGACCAGCAUUACCAGAGAGGCACAGCUCAGUAAAAGAGAGCUUCCGCUACGCAAACCUUACAUGCAGCCCUGGCAAGCAAGUCCUGGGAGCCCUUGGCCGGCCGAACACCCCUAAGGAAAUGUUUAUCACGGUUGAGUUUGAACGGGAAACUUACCAAAAGGAGGUGACAGCUUCCUGCAAUCUGAGCUGCGUGGUGAAGCGGACAGAGAAGAGGCUGCGGAAAGCCGUGCGCACACUCAAGAAGGCUGCCCACAGGGAACAGUUUCACCUGCAGCUCUCAGGCACGGACCUCGAUGUGGCUAAAAAGUUCCCCCGAGUGUCGGGACAGCAGGAGGAGACCUGUGGAGUGGGCCAGGCUCGUGAAGAAAGCCAGUGUGGCCUUUGUCAGCCGGGUGAAUAUUCAGCGGAUGGAUUUGCCCCUUGCCAGCCCUGUGCCCUGGGCACCUUUCAGCCUGAUGUGGGCCGUACAUCUUGCCUCCCAUGUGGAGGAGGUCUUCCUACCAAGCAUCUGGGAGCCACUUCCUUCCAUGAUUGUGAAACCAGAGUUCAGUGUUCACCUGGGCAUUUCUACAACACCACCACACACCGAUGUAUCCGUUGCCCACUGGGAACAUACCAGCCUGAAUUUGGAAAAAAUAAUUGUGUUUCCUGCCCGGGAAAUACUACCACCGACUUUGACGGCUCCACCAACAUAACACAGUGUAAAAACAGAAAGUGUGGAGGGGAGCUGGGGGAUUUCACAGGGUACAUUGAAUCCCCAAACUACCCUGGGAACUACCCAGCCAACUCAGAGUGCACCUGGACCAUUAACCCACCCCCCAAACGCCGGAUCCUGAUUGUGGUCCCUGAGAUCUUCCUGCCCAUAGAGGAUGACUGCGGUGACUACCUGGUGAUGCGGAAAACCUCUUCAUCAAAUUCUGUGACCACUUAUGAAACCUGCCAGACCUAUGAACGCCCCAUUGCCUUCACCUCCAGGUCAAAGAAGUUGUGGAUUCAGUUCAAGUCCAACGAAGGGAACAGUGCCCGAGGAUUCCAGGUUCCCUAUGUGACAUACGAUGAAGACUACCAGGAGCUCAUUGAAGACAUAGUUCGAGAUGGCAGGCUCUAUGCAUCUGAGAACCACCAGGAAAUACUGAAGGAUAAGAAACUGAUCAAGGCUCUGUUUGAUGUCCUGGCACAUCCCCAGAACUAUUUCAAGUACACAGCCCAGGAGUCCCGGGAGAUGUUUCCAAGAUCUUUCAUCCGAUUGCUACGUUCCAAAGUGUCAAGGUUUCUGAGGCCUUACAAAUGACUCUUCCCACAUGCCACCCUGAACAGGGUCCUACUGUGGGCUCAGUGGGCUGCAGCCGUCUCCCCUCCACACGCCGGCCUGCCAUUGGAUCAUUGCCACGCCCGGUAUCAGUGACUGGUCAGAGUUCAGUUUUUAUAGACAGCACAGAUAUCUCGGUAAACUGAACUUGGGUUUUCUCUCCCAGUAUUUCAGAUGAGGACUGCGUACAUCUUGAGCAGCACUGUGUGGGCGCAUGCCCUGGAUGUCCUGAGGGCUGGCUGGACUGGCCUCCCCUUGGGUUCUCACUCCUUCAACUGUCUGUGGUGGAAAGGAGGCCGCUCUGGCUGCAUCUCCAUUUCCUCCUGGCCGGUCCUCUCCCAGGGAGCAUCUGUACUCAUCAGAGUGACCAGGCCAAAGAGGCAAGCAGGAGGGGAGGGCAAGCACUCCAGGAGACUCCCGGGCCUUCUGAGUCAGGGGAAGACUCAGGUCCUCCCGGCCUUCUGCAGCCUCUGCAAUGCCAGUUUAAUCCUGACCGAGUGGGUCCUAAGCAGUGAUUUUUUUUUUUAAA
Messenger RNA from Rattus rattus (black rat), 3376 nucleotides. RefSeq names its product signal peptide, CUB domain and EGF like domain containing 2 (gene Scube2). The record is from RefSeq and is a predicted model, not a curated record. Gene Ontology annotation, cellular component: cell surface. The coding region runs from base 1 to 2829 and encodes 942 amino acids. The transcript is spliced from 22 exons. NCBI's taxonomy places the organism in Eukaryota, Metazoa, Chordata, Mammalia, Rodentia, Muridae. Gene Ontology annotation, molecular function: calcium ion binding. Gene Ontology annotation, biological process: signal transduction.